This is a messenger RNA of Hansenula ciferrii, 378 nucleotides long. RefSeq lists its product as uncharacterized. The record is from RefSeq and is a predicted model, not a curated record. The transcript has a single exon. The coding region runs from base 1 to 378 and encodes 125 amino acids. Lineage: Eukaryota; Fungi; Ascomycota; Saccharomycetes; Phaffomycetales; Wickerhamomycetaceae.
AUGAAUCGUCAAACUGGUCAAGCUGGUCAAGUUCCUCAAAUUAGUUUGGAAGAGUUAUUGGAAGAAUUGAAAGAUCAACUCCCAAGUUAUAAUCAAGCUACAGAAGCAGUUACAAAAGCAAAAGAUGCUGAUAUUGAAUCACAAGCUUUAGAUCAAUCACCACCUUCAUAUUCACAACAUUUAGCUUUUGUUUCUCAAAAUAAUGCACCAACUGAACAAAAUGAUUCAAAUUCAAACACUAACGAGUCGUUAACACUUAGAGAGACAGUUCUGGUUAUAUUUGCUUUGCUUCUUUCUAUGGGGAUGCUGAUUGGAUUCAUUUUCCUCUUAGUGUACUUUGCAGAGUCUAUUUCAUGUUUAUGUGAAGAUGAAGAUUAG